Messenger RNA from [Torrubiella] hemipterigena, 2876 nucleotides. The record is from the annotation of a GenBank genome assembly. Lineage: Eukaryota; Fungi; Ascomycota; Sordariomycetes; Hypocreales; Clavicipitaceae.
CUGGCAGUUGACAGCUGGCACAGCUGCCCAUAAUACAGCAUAAAAUAAAACGCGAUAUGAUAUUGCACAUUUUAACCAGUGACAAAUAUUGAGCUGCUACGUAAUCCACCGCAUCUCAACCACAGCGGCAAUCAUCCCGCCCAACCAAAGGCUUAUACUGCUGCCUGUUUAUCUUUCGCUACUCCACAUUUUCCCCCGGCGAUCGGAGCCGUCUUAGCGCCAAUGACGGCGUCGCCAAGAAAUUUCCCCUCACCGAAACUUUUUUCCAUCUUCACCUCAAUUCCCCCAAGAUCUCGCCAAUUGCAGGGUACAAGCAUCACAUAAUGGCUGCCGAACAACCGCUCUACCUGGGCUUUGAUCUUUCCACUCAGCAGCUCAAAGCCAUUGUCGUCAGCUCCGAUCUCAAGACAGUAGGCGAGGCCAAGGUCGACUUUGAUGGCGACUUUGCCGCUACAUACGGCAUCAAAAAGGGUGUCCAUGUCCGCGAAGAAACUGGCGAGGUGUACGCCCCCGUCGCCCUCUGGAUGGAGGCGCUUGACCUCGUCCUCGACCGUCUGCAAAAGGCCAUGCCCGUGCCCAUGGAUAGAAUCCGCGGCAUCAGCGGUUCCUGCCAGCAACACGGCAGCGUCUUCUGGAACAAGGAUGCCGAGACUCUCCUCGCCUCGCUCAACCCCGACAAGGCCAUUGUCGACCAGCUCAAGCCCGCACUGGCGCAUCCGUGGUCUCCCAACUGGCAGGACCAGAGCACACAAAAGGAAUGCGAUGCUUUUGACGCCAAGCUUGGAGGCAGAGAGAACCUCGCUCAAGCCACUGGUAGCGGUGCUCACCAUCGCUUCACCGGCACACAAAUCAUGCGCCUCCGCCGUGUUCUCCCCGACAUGUACGCCAACACACACCGAAUCGCCCUCGUUUCUUCGUGGCUCGCCUCCGUGCUCCUCGGAUCCAUCGCCCCCAUGGACGUCGGCGACGUCUGCGGCAUGAACCUCUGGGACAUCCCGAACCAGCGCUACAACGACGAGCUCCUUGCCCUUGCCGGCGGCGCAGACGGCGUUGAGGACCUGCGCGCCAAGCUGGGUGCCCCGGCCAUGGACGGUGGCAAGUCCCUCGGCUCCAUUUCCAACUACUUUGUCUCUCGCUACGGCUUCAACAAGGGCUGCCAGAUCAUCCCGUUUACCGGCGACAACCCUGCGACUAUCCUCGCGCUGCCACUGCGCCCUCUUGAUGCCAUUGUGUCGUUAGGCACUUCGACAACCUUCCUCAUGAACACACCUGCCUACAAGCCCGACGGCGCAUACCACUUCUUCAACCACCCCACAACUGCAGGCCACUACAUGUUCAUGCUGUGCUACAAGAACGGUGGCCUCUCGCGAGAAAAGGUCCGCGAUGCGCUACCAAAGCCAGAAAACGGCCCGACUGGCUGGGAGAACUUCAACAAGGCCAUCUUCGACACAAAGCCGCUCGACGUCACCAACGAAGAGACGGACAACGCCAAGAUUGGCCUCUACUUUGACUUGCGCGAAACCGUGCCCAACAUCCGCGCAGGCACAUACCGCUACGAAUGUGCCGCCGACGGCUCUAACCUGCACCCGUCCGAGUCUAAAUGGUCGCCUGCCGUGGACGCCCGCGCCAUUGUCGAGUCCCAGGCCCUGUCUAUGCGACUUCGCUCCCAGGCGCUCGUUCACAAGCCGGACGACUUACUCCCCGCUCAGCCGCGCCGCAUCUACCUUGUUGGUGGAGGUUCGCUGAACCCUGCCAUUGCAUCCGUGAUUGGCUCUGUCCUUGGCGGCGCUGAGGGCGUGUAUAAGUUGGAUGUUGGCGGCAACGCAUGCGCCAUGGGCGGUGCGUACAAGGCUCUCUGGGGACUUGAGCGCAAGGACGGCGAGACCUUUGAUGAUCUUAUCGGCGCUAGAUGGAAGGAGGAGGGAUCCGUGGAAAAGGUAGACAUUGGCUACAGACAAGGCGUAUACGAGCAGUACGGAAGCGUGCUUAGCGCGUUUGAAGAGAUGGAGCAUAGACUGCUUGAGGAGGAAAAGUAGAAGAAAAAGAGUAAAUCGCUUGGUUGGGUGGUAUAUACAUAAUCUAAUACAAAAUUAUCUAACAUAUUUAUUCAUAAAUCUCUUGUGGAAGUCCGAUCGUAGCAUAUCCUAAAAGAGCGUGUUAGUAACCCGAGAAAAGACAUGUGAUGAGAUGUGUAUGGUACUUACGUUGACAAACUCCUUCUUCUUGUUUCGGUCCUCUGUGCCUCUGGCCUGGUUCUUGAACACGACAUCGUCGUCCCAGCGCCUCUUCAUUGUGAAAUCCUGUUUAUUGAGCAACGGGUUACCCAGGGCGAUAUUGCGCGUUCGCGCAUCUUCCUCUUCGGCCGCCCGCUCCGCCUCCUCGCGCUUCUUCUUCUCCUCUCGCUCGCGACGCACACGCUCCAGCUCUCGUUGCAGCUCUGCAUCUUCAUCGUCACUGUCGUCGUCGCUAUCAUCAUCAUCAUCGUCGUUGUCUUCAUCGCUGUCAUCCGCAUCGAUGUCUCUUGUUUCCGCUAAUAUCCGCCGUCUCUUUGCUUCUAAGCUUUCUUCUUCUUCAUUAUCUUGGGGGGGUAGCGCUCGCUUCUCGCCGUGCAGGGAGGCGGCAGUCUCGUCCUCAUCUUCAUCGUCGUCAUCGCCGGGGGCGCUGAUGCCCUUCUUCUUGGAGAAGUGGGCAGACUCAGCAGCGAGAAGCUCGGCAGCAAGGUCGCGCGUGGAACCGUCGUCGUCGGCAUCACCGCCUUGGCCGGAUUGGCGGUAUUUGAGCUGUGUAUGGGCGGGGAGGAGGCGCUGGUGGUAGGCUGGGCCGCGGAGGGCUUCCUUGCCUCGUGCCUAGAGAUUGUUAGCGCGAUGUCAGGCGGG